AUGGCCCGUCUCAACACAAAUGCACCGACCGCUCGCAGCGCCCCCCGACCGCACAAAGCUAUGGCAAAUGAACAGCUGGGAUCUGAUCUCCUGGCAAACGGAAAUACCCCAGCACUGUCGCGCAAGGAUAGCGCCACUCGCACCAAAGGUUCCUCACGGAGUUCCAAGAUCGGACCGGGUUUACCCUUCGACAUUUUCCCAGACGACGACGACCAAAUACGAGGCGAUAAGACAUCGAGCCAGAGUCCAUAUACCCCAUCAGGAUCUCCAACAAAGCAGAAGAAGAAGCGAACGUUGAAAACUUCACAAGUCAACUCCCUCCUGCUCCCACUGCAGCAAAGACCACGCCAAAGGCCAAAUGUGAAAGUGGAACAAGAUGACUACGACAAGGAAAAUGAUAUAACGGGAGACGCAACGGAGCCAUAUACACCUGAAAGAAGUCCCGUUCCGUAUCGAUCACCAACAAUAGUACGAAACACAACACGCACUCCCGCGAGAAAUCGAGAACUCAAUAGGUCUUUGAGCCACAGAGAACAUAUAAACAAAGAUGAAGACAGCUGUGGGGACAAUGGCUUUGAAUCACUGGAUGAAUUUGUAGUCAGUGACAAUGAUGAAAUCAGCUACCAUGAGACAUCCGACCCUGAAACAGAGGAGGAAAAAGCCCCAACUCCAGCCGCGCCACCAAAGUCUGCGCGGAAGAAACUCAUGAGAGGAAGAAGACCAAACUCCGAAGCAGAAGUGGAAUCUGCGAAGAAUCCAGAACCUCAAUCUGAACUCAACCUAAAACCAAAAGAUCCGGGGACAACAAAAUCGCCAACAAAGUCUAGACACAACACUCAGAAACUGUCUCAAGGCGACUUUGAUCUAUCAACGCAUUUUAAAACACUUGAACUUGAUGAUGACAAUGGACCUGCCUCUCAACUAGAGACAGAUCUGACACAAGUGAAGAAGAACACCCACACACCACCAUCUACACCAUCACGAAACCGUCUGCGCACCCCCACGAACCAGAAAACGCGCAUCCCACCAACCCCGCACAGGGAGAGCGUCGAUGCCUUUUGGAGCCAAGAGGAGACCGUCGCAUGGAUCGAUCAGCAUUCACCAGAGAAGCCUCUAGGGCGAACAGUGAUAGAGCUGCUUCAGGAUUUCGAUGAUUCCGAAACCGAUGACACUGGCCGUGACUCUACUUCCAGCGUUGAGCCAAGAUCCACACCGGCAGUGAAGCAAAAGCAGCCCAAGACCCCUAGCAAGACAGCCCUUAAAAAGGAACAGGCAGAGAAGAACAGAGCUGUGAAGGCUCGUCGUUUGUCAUUCAACAACAAAAAGGAUGACUUCGCACAGACUUUCCUGACUGCGCUCGACAAUGCAGUUGCGGAGGGCAAGGUCUGCCAGAUGGCCAUGGGGGAGCGAAUUCGCGACAAGGACGGCCAUGUCAGCUACAAACAUCAUGCCUCUAUCGAGCUAGCCGAGCGCAUCAUCGACGACGAAUAUCGCCUGAUCAAUACCCUUGCCCACGAAUACUGUCACCUUGCCAAUUACAUGAUCUCCAAUAUCCGCGACCAACCCCACGGCGCAAGCUUCAAGCAAUGGGGACUCAAAUGCAAAGAAGCCUUGAGAGAUCACCCCGUCUACGGCGGAAGGAUCAAUGUUACAACAAAACAUUCUUAUAAGAUCGACUACAAGUAUGUUUGGGCCUGCGUGGGAUGUCACCAGACAUAUGGUCGCCAUUCGAAAAGUAUCGACCCCAAUCGAAGCCGCUGUGGCAGUCCGAGCUGCAGCGGUCGACUGGAACAGAUCAAACCGAAGCCUCGGAAUGUAUCGCCGAAGAAGAACGCUGUUACGCCGGCGACACAACGAAAUGUUAUGGACAAUGUUGCCAAGGAGCUUGGGGGAUUUACCUUGUAA
Molecule: messenger RNA, 1905 nt
Organism: Penicillium cosmopolitanum
Lineage: Eukaryota; Fungi; Ascomycota; Eurotiomycetes; Eurotiales; Aspergillaceae
Exons: 3
Coding region: 1-1905 (634 amino acids)
Cellular component (GO): nucleus
Source: RefSeq, a predicted model, not a curated record